GCUUAGGGAGUGUCUCACCCUAUAGUUUAGUCCUCUCCCACAAAAAUUCUCUCUGCACUUCUCUUCCCUUCUCUUCUCUCUCCCUCCCUCCCUCUCUCUCUCUGCAUGGAACUGCCUCAAGCUUCUCUUUGAUCUUUUUAUGUAUAUAUGAAUAUAUAUAUACACCCCCCCAAAAUUGCCACUCACAGUGUUAAUAUCAUCAUUCCUAAUCUCUUCGGCCUAGGCCCCAUGAAGAUCAUGAUAGCUGCGUACUCCGAAUGAUAUAUUGAUUGAAUAUCUACAAUAGCGUGCGAUCAUUGAACGUCGUCGAGCUCUGGUGCUGCUCUAGUGAUGAGGAAGAAAGUGAUGAACUUUGAGAGAGAGAGAGAGGAGACAUGAGCAUGGAGAGAUUGAUAAUUGGGGUGAUUUGAUUGAUUGAAAUCUCCCUUGACUUGUUAUUAUUGUUUCCCACUGAAUACACCAACCCACCGCAACCCAACCCAAAUGCUCUUUUCUUUGCUUUUUCUUUCUUUUUUUUUUCCCCCUUUUUUCUUUUAUUAACAUAAAAAAUUUCUCUUUUAAUAAUUCUGUUGUAUCCACAUAUGGGAGAUUAUGCAAUAAUUAUGCUUUAAGGAUAUAAAGAAUUGUCCAAAGGAAAUUUCUCGUGUUUUUGGGCUUUUAACUAAAUCUAUAAAUAAAUAUAAAACUCCAAAUGGGUAUGGACAAAACACCUCCUUUUUUUUUAAAAAAAAAAAAUCCUCUCUUCUUUGUUUCUUUUUAUUGGUUUUACUCACUUUAUUUAUUGGGUACGAGGAGAAAUAAGUAAACAUUAGCGUCAUUGGGAUCAAGUCAAAGUCCGAAUAUUAUAUUAGUCUCAGUCAAUAAGCUCUUGAUCGUAACACUUCUUAUAAAGGGUUCAACUCAUCUGGAGAUCUUUAUCAAAGUCACAGGAUUUGAACCUUAAGGAGCUAUAGAUUCCACAUGGGUAUUGCAAAGUUGAGUCUUUACAAACCCACAAAUAGUUUCAAUAUCCCCUGCACUGACCCUGCAGUGCCCACAUACAAAGGUUCAUGAGCAAACGGGGGGGCAGAGUUUCCUUGAUUGUCCAGCACACCCACACAUGUAAGCUUUUGGGAUCAAUCGAGGAGGAUAAAAGUUGUUAACAACAUAUGCCUUUUUGAUGUAUAAUUUUUUUUAUUAAAAAAAAAUGUGCAUUCAAUUUCUCCUAUCACAAGGCAAGAUUUGGGAAGAUCAGUGGUGACAGAGACAGACCAAGCAAUAUCACUUCCCACAUAGAGCCCCCCUUCACCUCAUUUGGACCACAGAGUAGUUGGGUUAUGUGAUGGCUGGCAACUGUCAUUUAUUUGGAACAUAUAUAGAGUUAGGAUUGAGAGAGAGCAGUUAGUAAUUAUGGAGGAGGAACUCAUCAGUCAAGCCAUGAUCAUCAUCGACGGGGUCCGAAGCAAGGAUAGACCUGUCAUCAUAGAGUACCAAACUAUGUGUUCACCAAGCAGGAGCUGCUGUCUAAGCGAGAGUUGCAACGGGUGAUCUUUGGUAUUUCUAGCAGGUCAUGAGCCAUCAGGACACGAACAAUAACAGAUUGAGAAAAUGAAGUUUAUGAAAAUUGGAACGAGACCGGACACAUUCUACACUGAAGAAGCUACCCGGACUGUAGCAUCAGAUAUACCAACGGACCUGAUUUUACGAGUUAACAACAUCACUUAUCUUCUCCAUAAGCUGCAGUUUCCUCUGCUGCCAAAAUGUGGUCUCCUGCAGCAGCUCUGCUCGGGAUAUGAUGAAAGUGAGAGCAUCACGAUAGACCUUCAUGAUAUUCCGGGAGGAGAAGACGCGUUCGAAUUAUGUGCAAAAUACUGCUAUGGAAUUACAAUCAAUCUCAGCGCUCAUAACUUCUUGCCCGCAUUAUGCGCUGCAAAAUUUCUUCGGAUGGUUGAAUCAGUAGAGAAGGGGAACUUUGUCCCAAAGCUCGAGGCUUUCUUCAACUCAUGCAUUCUCGAGGGAUGGAAGGACUCUAUCAUAACACUUCAAACCACGAGCAAGUUGCCCGAAUGGUCCGAGAAUCUCGGGAUCGCGAGGAAGUGCAUCGAUUCCAUUGUGGAAAAAAUCCUCACACCCCCACCAAAGGUGACUUGGUCCUACACCUACACCAGGCCUGGAUAUGACAAGAAAAAUCGACAUUCUGCACCCCGAGAUUGGUGGACAGAGGACAUCUCUGAUCUCGAGAUAGACCUUUUCCGGUGCAUAAUAAUCACCAUCAGAGCCACUAACAUGCUGCCGCCCCAGCUCAUCGGGGAGGCAUUGCACGUGCACGCCUCUCGUUGGUUACCUGACACGACGAGGAUGAAGGCCACAGAAGGCUCCGCAUCACAAUCACGGGAACUUACAGAAAGGAACAGAAGAAUCCUAGAAAAUAUCGUAAGCAUGGUUCCAUCGGAUCGGGGCUCUGUCUCGGUCGGCUUCUUGCUCAGGCUCCUGAGCAUAGGAAACUUCAUAGGUGUGUCUUCGGCAACAAGAACAGAACUAAUCAGGAGGUCUAGUCAACAGUUAGACGAGGCGACAGUUAAUGACCUCUUACUUCCUUCACACUCUCCCUCCAGUGAGUAUCUAUACGACAUCGAGUUAGUCUCGGCUGUUUUGGAAAGCUAUUGGGCACUGUGGAGACGUCAGCCUAAAGGAAAAGAUGAAAAUAGCCAGACCUUGAGAUCGAUCAGAAAGGUUGCCAAGGUCAUCGACUUGUAUCUUCAAGUCGUCUCCAAGGAUGCAAACUUGCCUGUUUCAAAAGUAGUGGCACUCGCAGAAGCUUUGCCCGAUAUUGCAAGGUCCGAGCAUGACGAUCUUUACAAAGCAAUCAACACCUAUCUGAAGGAGCAUCCUGACUUGGAAAAGGCUGAAAAGAAACGGCUUUGCCGUGUCCUAGACUGCCAGAAGCUGUCCCCGGAGGUCCGAGCCCACGCAGUAAAAAACGAACGCCUACCUCUCAGAACGGUGGUUCAAGUUCUCUUCUUUGAUCAGGAGAAAAGCUCUAAGGAAUCGAACGCGCCGCAGAAAUUGUCUCCCCGAGAGAUCCUCUCAAGGGGGAAGCAGAGUAUGUCCAUAAGAGAGGAUCAGUGUCCACAAGGAGAGGGCAGAGCUAAGGCAAAUCCUCCCCUGAGCAGCAUGAACAAUAGAGACCACGAGAAGAUGAAGAGAUUAGCACCUGAGUUCGAAAGGAAGCUUACAGUGGGGGAAAUAGAGGAAGUUGGUUCGACAAGAGGGAAGGAGAUCAAUGCUGAACGACAUACAAUGAGAAGGCAAAGAUAUGAUCCCAGCGAGAACACGGACAAGAGAAGCAGAUCAGACCACAGCAGUGCCAAAGGAAGAGACGGCAGAUAGUCAUGAUUUAUUAAUUAUGUUCACAUCUUGUUAUUCUUCUUCUAUUCUAUCAAUUGGGCACCUCUGAUGUUUUUGAGUUGGGGAGGAAAGCGACCUACACCGCUCAAACUGCCAGGCUAUUUUACAGAUCAUAUCAAGAAAUGUGUGCAAGGUGAACACAAAAAUGGCAGGCAAAAGGUAGGUUCGAUUGGGUUUAUCGGGUGCAAAAGUUACCCGGAAAGAUUGAAGAUAUAGAAUGGCCAGAAAUAAAGCUGUGUAUUCUUUUCACUGCCAUAUACUGCUCUUAUUAUUCAUUUGUCCGCCAAGAAAAAUGAAGUAAAAAAUGCUCUUUUACUGCAAA
Molecule: messenger RNA, 3709 nt
Organism: Punica granatum (pomegranate)
Lineage: Eukaryota; Viridiplantae; Streptophyta; Magnoliopsida; Myrtales; Lythraceae
Source: RefSeq, a predicted model, not a curated record